AUGCACACGCCACUCGACCACGGAUCCCCCGACUCAUCUGACUCGGACUAUGCAAUGGACACAGAUCGCUCCGGCAUAUUCGAGUCAACUUCAUCUGGCUCAUCUAAGCGUCGCAUGGCCGCCCUCUCUCAAGGCUCUAGCACGCGCGACGCGAAGAGCAGAAAACGAGAGGACGCCGGGAGGCAAGCUGCUAUGAGACACGUGGUCGGUGGUAUGCCCUUCGAUGUGAGGGAUUAUCCUGCAACAAAGCCCAAGGACGAGCUCGUUGACGUAGAGAUUGUGGAACGGUUGCGCAUCCAAUUCGGAGACCCAUUUGAUGAUUCCGCUAUGAGGAGUAAUGCUUAA
Molecule: messenger RNA, 345 nt
Organism: Fibroporia radiculosa
Lineage: Eukaryota; Fungi; Basidiomycota; Agaricomycetes; Polyporales; Fibroporiaceae
Exons: 2
Coding region: 1-345 (114 amino acids)
Source: RefSeq, a predicted model, not a curated record